CGACAGCCUUGUAACUUGGAGUGUCAUCAGCUGUCCGCUGCCCGGCUGUCUUCUGUCCGGCCGUGGUCUACGCGCUGGCUACUGCUACUCCUACUUCUGAUAUCGACGUCGGGGACGGGGCGGAGCGGAGACAAGUUGUCUGACAACCGGCCUAGAGUGUUUGCCAGUCACUCGCGGCUCGCCCACUCCGUGGACUGCGUUCUGACCCCUCUGACCUCGACCGUCUUAAACCGUUCUUGGGAAACUUGAACUCGUUCAAAAUGUCCAAGGUUUCGUACAGCCAACAGUUCAUCAUUGGCGGUAGUGCAGGGAGUCUGGCUACUUGCUUUGUACAUCCUAUGGAUGUUGUUAAAAAUCGGAUGCAGGUUAGCGGUAUCGGUUCGAAAGUGAAGGAACAUAAGACCAGUUUCCAUGCAAUGCGAGCAAUUCUUAAGAAUGAAGGACUAACGGCAAUGUAUUCUGGUUUGACUGCUGGACUUCUGAGACAGGCCACAUACACAACAACAAGAUUAGGUGUCAACAACAUCUUGACUGAUGUAGCAACGAGUAAUGGAGUAAAACCAAACUUCAUGCUGAAGUUGAUGGUUGGUGCGACUGCUGGUGUCGUUGGUUCCUUUGUAGGAAAUCCUGCCGAGCUUGCUUUAGUUCGCAUGACUACAGAUGGGAGACUACCCCCUGCUGAGCGCAGGAACUAUCGCAAUGCCAUAGUGGCUCUUGUUCGCAUUGUUCAGGAAGAAGGAUUUCUCGCUCUCACAAAAGGAGCAGUGCCCACUAUGGGCCGUGCUGCUGUUGUGAAUGCAGUACAACUUGGAACUUAUGGGGAGGCCAAGGAGCGAUUCCUUGAAACUGGCUACUUUCAAGAGGGUAUCAAACUUCACUUCUGCGCAAGUAUGAUAUCUGGGCUCGCCACUACUAUUGCAUCCAUGCCACUUGAUAUUGCCAAGACUAGGAUUCAAAAUAUGAAGGUGAUUGAUGGUAAACCUCAAUUUUCUGGCACUGCAGAUGUUCUCAAGAAAGUUGUUGGUCAAGAAGGAGUAUUUGCCUUGUGGAAGGGAUUCACCCCUUACUAUGCCCGUCUGGGACCCCACACUGUCCUCACUUUCAUAUUCAUGGAACAACUAAGGAAACUGUUUUAGGUCCAAGAGUGAAGUGGGUUCCAGCAGUAUGACAAAUAGUGACAGUAUUUCAGCUUUUCUGCUACACUGUUGCUUUGUUUUUGGUGCAUUUUUGUUUUUGUCUAGAAGAUUCUAUUUUUGUGGUUGGAUUUUUAAAAAGUAAUUUGCCCCCUGUACUCUUGCCUUUGUUACGUUUUUGUUAAAUUUAUUGACAUUCACAUUCCAUUUAUUGUUUUGAUCACUGUGUACAUAUUUGUACUUAGAACUUUGCAUUUUUAUUGAACAUUUUGGUCCUCUACUGUGUACUUUUCUUACUAAUGUUUGUUCAAUUGAAGGUGUGUUAACAUAGUUGGGCUAUAUUUGGUCUAGUCAUGUUUAAAUGAGUAUGUAGGGAAUAAGUAACAAACCAGAGUCAACUAUUUAUUGAAAACUUGGUUACCUUUUUUUAAAAAUGCGCUUGCUAUUUUUUAACACUUUAUUUUAAUUCCAUCUAGAGGGGAGAGGGGUCAUAUUUUGUGCAUGUGUCAAAUGAGGCUGUACCUGGAUUUACAUAUUGUCGACAAUAAAUAGAUAAUUAUA
This is a messenger RNA of Thrips palmi, 1694 nucleotides long. Its product is annotated as mitochondrial 2-oxoglutarate/malate carrier protein-like. Gene Ontology annotation, biological process: phosphate ion transmembrane transport; succinate transmembrane transport; thiosulfate transport. Gene Ontology annotation, molecular function: succinate transmembrane transporter activity; malate transmembrane transporter activity; oxaloacetate transmembrane transporter activity. Lineage: Eukaryota; Metazoa; Arthropoda; Insecta; Thysanoptera; Thripidae. The coding region runs from base 261 to 1136 and encodes 291 amino acids. The record is from RefSeq and is a predicted model, not a curated record. The transcript has 5 exons.